This is a messenger RNA of Protopterus annectens (West African lungfish), 1339 nucleotides long. It is a transcript of the gene ECHS1, whose product is annotated as enoyl-CoA hydratase, short chain 1. The transcript has 8 exons. Bases 106 to 999 code for a protein of 297 amino acids. The record is from RefSeq and is a predicted model, not a curated record. NCBI's taxonomy places the organism in Eukaryota, Metazoa, Chordata, Ceratodontiformes, Protopteridae. Gene Ontology annotation, molecular function: enoyl-CoA hydratase activity. Gene Ontology annotation, cellular component: mitochondrion. Gene Ontology annotation, biological process: fatty acid beta-oxidation.
UGCUCUUGGGGGCGUGUACUAAGGGGAGGAACUUCCCAUGAACUUGUAGGUUUUUGUAAAACGUUGGGUAGCCGUACUGUUGGAUAAAACGUGUGUGCUGUAAAGAUGUCACUUUUGUGCAGGAGAACUUUAACAGCGUUGUGGCACGUGAGUGCGGGAGCUCGUUGUGCUCCGGUACCUGCGACUUUUACCACUCGGUGGUAUGCAGCUGUAGGGCCUCAGUAUCAGUAUAUUGUGGUAGAAAAGAGAGGUGAAAAGCAGUGUGUGGGCUUUAUUCAACUAAAUCGCCCUAAAGUCUUGAAUGCACUGUGUGACUCACUAAUGAGAGAAGUUGGGCAGGCAGUGGAUUCGUUUGAAGAAGAUCCAGCUGUUGGAGCGAUUGUCAUCACCGGAACUGAAAAGGCAUUUGCAGCUGGAGCUGAUAUCAAGGAAAUGCAGAACAGAACUUUCCAGGAGUGCUAUGGUGGCAACUUUCUUUCACACUGGGAUAAAGUGGCUCGUGUCAGAAAGCCUGUCAUCGCUGCUGUGAAUGGAUAUGCCCUUGGUGGAGGCUGUGAGCUGGCUAUGAUGUGUGACAUUAUCUAUGCAAGUGACAAAGCUCAGUUUGGUCAGCCAGAAAUUCUUCUUGGAACUAUUCCAGGGGCUGGAGGAACACAGAGACUUGCCAAAGUUGUAGGAAAAUCCUUAGCUAUGGAGCUUGUUCUCACAGGUGACCGAAUCUCAGCAGAGGAAGCCAAACAGGCAGGCCUUGUAAGCAAAGUGUUUCCAGCUGACAGACUGGUAGAUGAAGCAGUGAAGUGUGGAGAGAGAAUUGCUGGUAACUCUAAGCUUGUAACAAUAAUGGCAAAAGAGGCAGUUAAUGCAGCUUAUGAACUGACAUUAGCAGAAGGCCUCAGACUAGAGAAGAGGUUAUUCCACUCAACAUUUGCUACUGAUGACAGGAAAGAAGGAAUGUCUGCAUUUGUGGAGAAGCGAAAAGCAAACUUUACAGAUAAAUAAUGGAUGUGGACAUUAUAAUGGAUUUUUAUAACAACAUAGACCCCAUGUGCAAAACGGGAAAAGGGGUUGAAGAUGGAUAGUGUUAACAGAGCAAAAGAGCUUUAUAACAUCACUUGAAAUAUUUUUCAUCCAUCAUUAGCACUGAUCUGUAAUUUAAUACUGUAAAAGAUCGUCAUAAUAUCGCAUUACACGGACUAUAUAUACACCAGGAAUCUGGAACACUGAUUUGUAAUUUAAUUGCUGUGUAUGCUGGAAUUUCUUAAUUUUGUCAGCCACAUUUGCAGCAAGUGUUUCACAUGUUGAAAUUUGAGCAUAAUAAAGCUGGGUAUUUUUGGAUGCA